UCAAAGUGUUUAUGUUGUCCAUGUAUCAGAUGUUUUGAGUGUGGGAGUGCGGAGUGAAAUGUGUGCGAAUGAUUCUGAUUUACGAAGAAUUUAUGUUUAACAUCUGUUGAUCGUGACGAAAGUGCAGAACAUGGAUGCAUUUCCUAUCUCUACUUUGAGUGGUUCGAGUGACGACGACAGCUCAGAUGAAGAACAGAAUGAUUCCCAGAAACGACGCCGUUCCACCGUUAGUACUGAGGGACGCAGUGUUGAAUCUCAAGGCGCUCAAAGCUCAGACGAUUCAGAGUCGCCGCUGAAGCGGCGUCGGUCAGAUGAUAGUGGCGGUUACGAUAGCAUACACCGAAGUUCCGAUGAAGACUCACAGAAAUUUAGGAAAAGACCCAGACUUAGUAGUGGUGGUCUGGGUUUUUCUUCUCAAGGUCUGUCUGAUAAUGAGUAUUCAGAUCAGAGCCCAACAGCAGAUCGACUGCAGUAUCAGUUUGGAGGUGAAGACAGAAGUGUUGCAUCAAAAAUUGUUAAGGAGGCAAAACCAGCAGCAUUCAUGGACACCAAGAUUAAGAAAAUGAUGGAAUCAAUGGGCUACAAGGCUGGCUUGGGCCUGGGAAAACAUGAGCAGGGUCGUGUUGACCCAGUGGAAAUGUCACGUCAGCGAGGUCGCAGAGGCUUAGGUCUGCGUAUUGAGGGUCUUGAAGCUGCUACACUUGAAUGGGAUAGUUCCCUUGAGGUGGUGUCAGUAGAAGAAUCUCCAAAAUGGCUGAAAGAUUCGAAUUAUGAACCUAUUUCACUUGAAGAGUUAGGCACUUGGAUGAAGGAGGGCCAGCGCAAAUUGGUUAUAAAUGAUGAAACUAAUUUUUGUGAUCCAAAUUUAUUAAGGAAUGUUCUCAGUUCAAAGAGUGUUUUUGACAAAUUGGAUGCAAAUGAAAUGCUGAAGGCAAGGUCUCGAUCAAACCCAUUUGAGACUAUUCGUGGUGCAAUCUUUUUGAACCGUGCUGCAGUGAAAAUGGCGAACAUGGACAAAGUGUUUGAUUUCAUGUUCACAAACCCUCAUCAUGAAAAUGGUAAACCGCAGCUGGGGCCACAUGACUUGCUUUAUUUUGCCGACGUCUGUGCUGGCCCUGGAGGUUUCUCUGAAUACGUAUUGUGGCGAAAGAAGUGGCAAGCCAAGGGUUUUGGCUUCACGCUGAAAGGUGAUCAUGACUUUCGGCUGUCUGAUUUCUAUGCUGGACCCUGUGAGACAUUUGAACCUCACUAUGGAGUUGGUGGCACUGAUGGAAAUGGUGACGUUUUUGAUCCAAAUAAUAUAGAGGCAUUCACUGAGUUUGUACAUGCACAGACUUCUGAUUUGGGAGUUCAUUUCAUGAUGGCAGAUGGGGGGUUUUCAGUGGAGGGUCAAGAGAACAUUCAAGAAAUACUGUCUAAGCAACUAUAUCUUUGUCAAUGCUUGGUUGCUCUCAGUAUUGUCAGAACAGGUGGCCAUUUUGUUUGCAAACUGUUUGACUUAUUUACACCAUUCAGUGUAGGGCUUGUGUACCUGAUGUACAAAAGUUUUAAGAUGAUUUGCAUACACAAACCCAACACAAGCAGACCUGCCAAUUCAGAAAGGUACAUUAUCUGUAAAUGGAAGAGAACUGAUUGUGAUGAUAUUCGUGAAUACUUGAUGGAGGUGGCAAAACAUUUAUGGAUUCAUAAGUUAUCAGAUGAUAAAGAUAUUCUUGAGAUUGUGCCUCUUGCUAAAUUAAAGGAGGAUAAAGAAUUUUUUGACUAUAUUGUCGAAUCAAACAACAGCAUUGGUGAACGCCAGGUUGUUAAUCUGGUGAAGAUAGCUGCAUUUUGCCGGGACACUAAUUUGACAGAAAGUCGUCAGUCAGACAUUCGACGAGAGUGCCUGCGUUACUGGGACAUCCCAGAUAAAUCAAGAACAGCACCACCUUUUGUUAGUCCCAGCAUUAAGUGUGAAGAACUACUGAAAAAAGCUGGCACCAGCUUGUUGUCUGAUAGUGGUACGGAAUUGUUGCCUUCUGUUCUGGAGGAGAAGGUGAAGUCUGUGUAUGAUUGGCAUUGUGUAGUUCUCGCAAGCAAUCGGGAGCAGAACAAUGUAACCUUCUAUCUAGGGUUGGGCCGUUCAAAGGUAUACCGGUAUCAGUCAGGACAGUGGAUUCGUGAGCAGAGUACACUGGAAUUGAGUCCUGAUACUUUGGUGCUAGCAGAGCCUGUGAUGGAGCUUAAGGGUGAAGGAAAGUCUCAGCGCAAAAUAAACACCCUACAUAUUAUUGAUGCUGUCUCUCUUGGAGGCACUGAUGUCCAUAAUUUACAUAUCACUGAGCGGUACAAAUUCUGCAAGCAGUUUACAAAAGCACUCUACAAACCUAGCCGCAUGGAUGGCACACUGUUGAGGACAAAGUACCUGUAUGAUCUUGAGAAUGUUUCAGCCGUAUUUGAAAGAUUAGAGUUGCGUGUCAUCAAGGGUUUUGGUGGACAGAGGGGACUGGUUUACAGACUGGAUGAUGAAGAAGACCGAUUUUAUAGGCCAGGAGGGCUUCUUUUUUAUAGAGGGACCAAAGAUCCUUGGAUGAGGCACUGCAGUAGGAAAACAGGAUUCUGUUUCUAUGCUUGCCCUAGCAGAAAAGACUCCUUGUAUGAUCAGCACAGGCCAAGUGACGCUUGUGCCUCAGCUCAGCUAUGUUUCCAGAAGCGACUAAUAUGGUUCUGGGAAGAAGGUGUAGUGGUCCAUGAUCAUCAUGUUAAGAAAGACCCAGAAAAGCUUCAGCGGGAUCAACUGUUGGAUUUUGUUGAAAGCAAGAGGGUACCCACUGCAAAACGCUGCUGACCACAAAUUGGUCAAGAGUGCCCAUCAUAUUGUAUUGGCCAAAAGUUUUUAGAAUUGAAACAGUUUUGUUUAUUGUUAUUACAUAAUAUAUCUGUUUGGUGUGGCACUAUUAAAUUUACAUUUUUUUAAAAA
Schistocerca piceifrons (Central American locust) is the source of this 2959-nucleotide messenger RNA. RefSeq names its product cap-specific mRNA (nucleoside-2'-O-)-methyltransferase 1 (gene Cmtr1). The record is from RefSeq and is a predicted model, not a curated record. Gene Ontology annotation, molecular function: nucleic acid binding; methyltransferase cap1 activity. Gene Ontology annotation, cellular component: nucleus; cytoplasm. Gene Ontology annotation, biological process: 7-methylguanosine mRNA capping. Bases 131 to 2827 code for a protein of 898 amino acids. The transcript has 18 exons. Lineage: Eukaryota; Metazoa; Arthropoda; Insecta; Orthoptera; Acrididae.